GGUUCGUAAGGUAGCUGGGAAAGGACAAUAUAGCGAGAGUGAAGUAUAGCUUUCUGUUGUGGACUCCAAUGGCGCAGAGUACUCCGCCCCCUUUUGAUCCCAGCCAUCCGCCCUUGAUCGAAGGCUUUACGCCCAGCACCUACCAGCAUCCCGAAGAGGGAUUCAGAGAAAAAUUUCUGCGGAAGAGCCGCGAGAACCCGCUUGUGCCUAUUGGCUGCCUUGGCACAGCAGGAGCUUUGAUCUAUGGACUCAUCUGUUUCAACAGGGGCAACACCCGCCAGUCCCAAAUGAUGAUGCGGGCACGUAUUAUAGCACAAGGCUUCACCGUUGCUGCCCUAAUGGUGGGGGUGGUUGUUACAGCAAUGAAACCACAAAAAUGAACCUACAGCAAUAUGUAACUAUGCAGUGUAGAAAUGAGUCUUUCUGGCCUGGAGAAGGGCACUUGUUAAAGCUUGUGAUGUUUCACUGAUAUUUGUAGAAUGUCCAUCAGGUGCCAGAGUUCUAAGCAAAACAACAUUUAAUACAUGCAAAUGAUUCAACCUUG
Molecule: messenger RNA, 544 nt
Organism: Eublepharis macularius
Lineage: Eukaryota; Metazoa; Chordata; Lepidosauria; Squamata; Eublepharidae
Gene: HIGD2A
Product: HIG1 hypoxia inducible domain family member 2A
Exons: 2
Coding region: 69-380 (103 amino acids)
Biological process (GO): mitochondrial respirasome assembly
Cellular component (GO): mitochondrion
Source: RefSeq, a predicted model, not a curated record